CAGAGCAAGACAGAAUCAAAAUGUUCAGCUUUUUACAUCAAAGAAACAAAUAUACGACUAUUGACGUCAUACCCGGAUUAGGCGUAGUACUGUUAAUACUGAUUCACGACAGGUACUUUAUUUGUCGCCGUGGAAUAUGGUAUGAACUGAUACCGACCGCUUAUCCCGAGCAGUUUACCAAUCAAACAUAUGAACCACCAAGACACCUGCCGUGUAUCAUGUCAAAGGCGGAAACAGAGAAACGACGAAUACGGGAGAAACUAGAGAGGAGUGUAAAAGCAAUGGAACAAGUGUACAGAGAGGCUCACUUGUUAGAGGAGAUGGAGUGGGAUACUGAUUCUGUUGAGGAAUAUACAUCGGAAGAAGAGGAGGAAGAGCCAAUCUACUGGGAGUUUGUGAAACACCUUGUUGAGGACACUGACGACAGGAUAAUACAGGACGUUGAACAGGAGGAAAAUUAUAUGAUUGCACGUUUCGAUUUUCAUUAGGCAUUUUUUCUUCUUCUUUUUUUUUGAUGAAUAUUGAUCAAAUUAAAGUUUUGUACUAAUAUUUAAUUGCUCUUUUUUCG
Messenger RNA from Mercenaria mercenaria, 568 nucleotides. RefSeq lists its product as uncharacterized. NCBI's taxonomy places the organism in Eukaryota, Metazoa, Mollusca, Bivalvia, Venerida, Veneridae. The transcript is spliced from 3 exons. The record is from RefSeq and is a predicted model, not a curated record. The coding region runs from base 21 to 488 and encodes 155 amino acids.